This is a messenger RNA of Nannospalax galili (Upper Galilee mountains blind mole rat), 1286 nucleotides long. RefSeq names its product sushi domain containing 6 (gene Susd6). NCBI's taxonomy places the organism in Eukaryota, Metazoa, Chordata, Mammalia, Rodentia, Spalacidae. The transcript has 6 exons. Bases 323 to 1234 code for a protein of 303 amino acids. The record is from RefSeq and is a predicted model, not a curated record.
CCAGUGACGCCGCCACCGCGUUCCAGUCUCCGAAGCCGGCGACCGUCAGGCCGCCUCCCUCCGUCGGGCUCGCGUCUUCCUACUUCUCCCGCAGCGCCCGCCAGCGCGAGCCAGACAAGGGCACGCGGGGCCUCGCCGGGACCCCAGAGGGCUGCGGGCGGGCGCGCGGGAGCGGCGAGCGCCCCCUUCGUGGACGUCUCCGCGCGGCUUCUGGGUGAAUCUACUCCGGGCUGGCUUUAGAAUUCUUACUUCUGGAUUUUAGUCUUUCUUUUUAAAAAAAAAAAAAACCAAAAAACAAAAAAAAAACUUGGACGGAUAAAAGAUGUGCCAUGGCAGGAUAGUACCAAAGAGCAGCUCAGCGUUUGCCGUGGCCUCGGUGGGACAUGGAUUGUUUCUUCAACUGGUGAUCCUUAGCAUCCUGCUGGGAGACGGGUUAGCCUCUGUGUGCCCUCUGCCCCCAGAGCCAGAGAAUGGUGGCUACAUCUGCCACCCCCGGCCCUGCAGAGACCCCCUGACAGCAGGCAGUGUCAUUGAGUACCUAUGUGCAGAAGGCUACAUGUUGAAGGGCGACUACAAAUACCUGACCUGCAAGAAUGGCGAGUGGAAGCCGGCCAUGGAGGUUAGCUGUCAUCUCAAUGAAGACAAAGAAACCCACACGUCACUUGGGGUCCCUGCACUGUCCAUAGUGGCUUCCACUGCCAGCUCUGUGGCACUCAUUCUUCUCCUUGUGGUGCUGUUUGUACUGCUGCAGCCAAAGCUGAAGUCUUUCCAUCAUAGCAGGCGUGACCAGGGAGUAUCUGGGGACCAAGUCUCCAUCAUGGUGGAUGGGGUCCAGGUUUCACUACCUUCAUAUGAGGAAGCUGUAUAUGGCAGUUCUGGUCACUGCAUGCCACCUGCUGACCCCAGAGUUCAGAUUGUUCUGUCAGAAGGAUCUGCUCCCAAUGGGAGGAACAUGCCAAGGGAGCAGCAGCAGCAGGGCCAAGGGGCCUGCUCCUCUGCAGGUGGAGAGGAUGAGGCCCCAGGCCAGUCUGGACUAUGUGAAGCCUGGGGCUCCCGAGGGUCAGAUACUGUGAUGGUGCACCAGGCAACCACCUCUUCCUGGGUGGCCGGCUCAGGGAGCAGCCGGCUGGCACACAAAGACACUGCAGAUUCAGAAAACAGUGACAUACAAAGCCUUUUAUCCCUCACAUCAGAGGAGUACACAGAUGAUAUCCCACUGUUGAAAGAAGCCUAAGGGCUGCCACUGGCCUCUUUCCUCUCUACCCUUCCUCUGUCUCCCUGUGGGU